Molecule: messenger RNA, 1413 nt
Organism: Trichomonas vaginalis G3
Lineage: Eukaryota; Parabasalia; Trichomonadida; Trichomonadidae
Product: Clan PB, family C69, PipD-like cysteine peptidase
Exons: 1
Coding region: 1-1413 (470 amino acids)
Biological process (GO): proteolysis
Molecular function (GO): dipeptidase activity; cysteine-type exopeptidase activity
Source: RefSeq, a predicted model, not a curated record
AUGGAUAGUGAAGCAUGCACAACUAUCAUUGUUGGAAGCAAAAUGAGUGCUGAUGGAUCUAUGAUGUACACUCGUUCGGAUGAUUCUUCCUCGUAUAAAGCGACAAAAUUAAUGUAUUAUCCAGAAACAGAUCAUGGACCAGAAGAAUUCGUCGCCAUUGACAGCCCAUUCCGUUGCAAACUUCCACCAAAAAGACUUGGUUUCAGUGCUUUAGAAAGAGCAGAAUUACCAUAUCACUGGGGCGAAGCCGGUUUCAACAGUCUUGGUGUUAGCAUGAGUGCUACAGAAACAAUUUUCUCAAGUGCAGAAGUAUUAAAGCAUGAUCCAUACGUUGAAUCCGGAAUUGGCGAAAAUUGUGUUUUCCAAAUCACAAUUCCAUAUGUUAAAACAGCCAGAGAAGGUGUUGAGAGAUUGGGAGCACUUAUUGAAGAGCAUGGCAGCGCAGAAGGCUUCGGCAUUGCUUUCAUGGAUUCCAAAGAAAUUUGGUAUCUUGAAAAUGCCGGCGGACAUCGUUACUUAGCCUGCAAGAUCCCAGACGAUGUCUAUUACGUCAGCGGAAAUCAAAGCAGAUACAGAGUUUUCGAUCCAAACGACAAAGAGAACUUUAUUGCCUCAAAGGACUUAAUUCCAUGGGCCAUGGAGAAAGGAAUCCAUGCACCAACAAACAGUCCAUUCGAUUUCCACGAAUCCUAUUCAUUGGAGUCCCAAAAAGAUAAGACUUACAAUUACCCAAGAGUUUGGUAUUUACAGAAGUUCUUCACUCCUUCUGUCGAAACUGACGUAAAUUCAAACAAGUUCCCAAUCUUCCAGAAGGCAGAUAAGCCGAUUUCGGUUGACGACAUGAGGAUUGCGAUGAGAUCCCAUUAUGAUGGAACAGAACACGAUCCAUACUUACAUGAGAAUCUUAAGGAGCCAUACAGGCCAGUUUCUAUCUUCAGAACAAUCAAUACUCACAUUUUGCAGAUCAGACCUAAUUUACCAAUCGAAAUUGGCUGCUUGGACUACAUGGCCAUGGGAUUCGCCGAUCUCUCCAUCUACUUGCCGUUGUACCAGGGAGUCAAGUCAUAUCCACCUCAAUACUCCGAAGGAUUGAAGCACUCUACACAGGGAUCCGCUUACUGGACAUUCCGCAAAGUAAUGACCCUCGGAAUGCUCGAUUACAAUAAAUACGCUCCAAUCAUCAAGAAGGCUUAUAAAGAGUUGGAGGAUGAGAAUGACAAGAAACAGGUAGAAAUGGAGGCUGAGUUCCUUCGCCUUCAUAAGGAAUCGCCAGAAAAGGCAACACAAAUGUUGCAGGAAUGGUCUGACGCAGUUCUUAACAAGGCUCUCCACCGCGCUGAAGAGUUAAUCGAAGAAUUGUUCACUUUAGUAACAGCUGAUGUAGAAAUUAAGUACAAAUUCGCUGGAGCUUAA